Patiria miniata (bat star) is the source of this 2208-nucleotide messenger RNA. Its product is annotated as argininosuccinate synthase-like. The coding region runs from base 280 to 612 and encodes 110 amino acids. Gene Ontology annotation, biological process: urea cycle; L-arginine biosynthetic process. Gene Ontology annotation, molecular function: ATP binding; argininosuccinate synthase activity. Lineage: Eukaryota; Metazoa; Echinodermata; Asteroidea; Valvatida; Asterinidae. The transcript is spliced from 4 exons. Gene Ontology annotation, cellular component: cytoplasm. The record is from RefSeq and is a predicted model, not a curated record.
UACUGGCGCAUGCGCACAAACUAAGUGGCCCCAUUGUGGACCAUGUGGACAUAAUUAUCAUACCUGUACGGGUACGGAUACGAUACGGCGCGCCGAUAUAACGAUGCGAUGGUGAUUAAUUUGUAGUGUGUGCACAAUUCACGCGAGAUUUAUUGCUGAUGCAUGCAAUUUGAAUUUCGUUAAGCUGUUUCUGACCGGAAUCACCUAAGCUAAGGCUGAAGAGUACUACUACUUGUUCUUUGUUAGCAUCAAGAUCCGAAUCACCAUAUAGGGAGCAGAAUGGCUGAACCUCCUUGCAAGAAGCCCAACAAAGAUGGAGAGCCCCAAAUUGUUGUUCUGGCUUACAGUGGUGGGCUGGAUACCUCCUGCAUCUUAUUGUGGCUUAUUGAGCAAGGGUAUGAUGUCAUAGCUUACACAGCUGAUGUCGGGCAAGAUGAUGAUUUUGAGGAGAUCCGAACCAAAGCUCUUAAGGUUGGAGCAAAAAAGUCUGCAGUGAAUGUGUUUGCUCGUGAAUGGGAUGAGCUACCGGAAUCUCUGAGGUCUGGCGUCGUUGAAAUGUCAUUAAAUAGCUGGAUCAAUUCCCUAAGAUGCCACCUCUGCCGACCACAGUAACUGUACUGGGUCCUUUUAUUUCCUUGUGUAUUUUUAAGUGGGGGGGGGGGGGUUGACUUUUUUUCUUAUCUCUUGCUUAAAAGUGAAAAGGGUUUCGGAUGGUGCCGUGUGGAGGGAGAUCUCUUCUUGAAAACCGGUUCUUUUCAGAACCAUACUUCUUCCAGGAAGAGAUUUCUUUCCACAAGGCAUUGCCCGUGAUUCUGUCCACUUUAAUGCCAGCUGCCAUGCAUAGCUUCAAGGCGUAUAUCGUUUGUUUAAUAGGGAUUUUUGUAUCAUUUCGGUUUGCAGUUACACCAUGUGGUGAUAACUGCUGCUCAGUAGAUGUUUAGUUCUGAAAAGAACUUGUCGUGCUUGUUUUUUUUUUGUGCUAAUUCUCAACUGUUUUUUUUUCUCCAGGGUAAUAUCACGUCUUUUUACUUGCAACGAAACUUGUUUUACUGGGUUGGCAUUUUUCUCAUGUUUUGUUGAAUUAUUUUCCUUUUUUUUUCUAAUAUUUGUUUUUUUAUUGCGUGUAUUGAAACUUUUUAACUUUUUUAAUGUUUAAUGUGGACAUCCACAAUAAUUGGGUCUUUGAACUAUAAUGGGGGAGGGGGGGGGGGGAACAUAUAAAAAUAUUCAUAAUUUAACUCGGCAAUGUUUAAUGAAAUACAUGUAGUUGUCUGCCCAACCACUCUAUGUAUAACUCAACAGAUGCGAACUAUUUUUUAUGUGGGAUUGUGAAUGUAAAGUUCCCUUAUUUCUUUAACAUAAAAUAAUGUACCGGUAUGAGCGUCUUUUGAAUAUGAUGAUAGUUUCUUUGAACCUGAAGAGUGCAUUUUGAGCUUGUUGACGCUUUGAUGACGUUUAUUGUGUUUAUGGACACUUGUUGAUACUUUGUUGACGCUUAAUAGCAGGAAAAUUAAAAGCUACAUACAUUGUAUAUAUUGUGUUCAUGUAUGCAUGUAGUAUACAAUGUACAUGUAUGUUUCUGACAUAUGUAAAAGGAAGAAAUUAUUAUUAUUUUUAUUAUUGUUAUUAUUAUUAUUAUUAUUUAUUCCGCCAACAAAUGAGACAAGUCCAAUGACAAAGCAAAUAUGUAUCAAACAGUAAACAAAAACUGAAAUUUGAAAAGGAACCAAUAGUGUUAAAAGAAAAGUAUGACUAGACAUGACUGACAUGACUGACGAGACUGAAGGAUGUGAGAAGGAAUGACAGGAGAGAAGAGAUAGAGGGACAGAAAACAAGGACAAUAAACUUAAACACUGUAGCCCUAAUGCCUGCGUACCCAUAGCCUACAGUAAUGGUUUAUGAAUAAACAUAAAAUUCACAGAAAUACAUGUAUGCAUCAAAUGAAAUUAUUGUAAACUUAGUUUACGCUGUAUAUGAGCCCAAAACAUUUGCCAAGGUCUCUUAGAAAACAGCAGAAACAAUGAGAAUCAAUUAUUCUACUAAUUGGAUUUUACUUGAUCCAGAAACAUGUACCGGUAGUUGCCAGAUACAAUGUAAUACUAAUGAGUUUAAUUAACAUUGGAAAUAGAUUUUCAAUGCCAUUUAUCUAGAUGAAUUUUUUCACGGAACACAAAAAUGCAUGCAAUUAAAUAAUCAUCUUGAAAAACA